AUGCUUGAUGAAGAAUGUAUCGUGCCGAAAGCUAGCGAUAUGACCUUGGCCUCAAAGCUCAACGAUCAACAUCUUGGAAAACACCCAAAUUUCCAGAAACCUCGUCCACCAAAGGGAAAGCAGGCCGAAGCACACUUGGCCAUCGUUACAUUAUGCCGGCACUGUCCGAUACAACGUGAAAGGAUGGACCCUCUGAAUGACACGGCUGUAUCAGUUCUGAAAGCCAACACUGGAAACCAGUUGAUGUCUGAGCUGUGGGCUGACUACAACACCCAAGAUGAUAUCGCAAGUCUCGGCAAGAAGGCUGCACCAUCGAAGAAGAAGGGAAAAUCAGCGUCGUUCAUGACGGUAUCGAUGAUGUAUCGAGAAUCCUUGAAUAAUCUUAUGCACAUGCUCAAUCAGACUCACCCACAUUUCAUCAGAUGUAUCAUCCCGAACGAACAGAAGAAAAGCGGUACGUGUCUUCAGUACUGA
Messenger RNA from Cooperia oncophora, 474 nucleotides. NCBI's taxonomy places the organism in Eukaryota, Metazoa, Nematoda, Chromadorea, Rhabditida, Trichostrongylidae. The record is from the annotation of a GenBank genome assembly.